GCAGGCGCUGGGCGGGGCGGGUGGGCCGUGGGCGCGCUCUCCAUGAGGUGUAUGUCCGGGCUCAGAGCGCUGCUGGGGCUGGGGCUGCUGGUUGCGGGGUCGCGGCUGCCGCGAAUUGGAAGCCAGGCCGGCACCUGCCACUCAGGACGCGCCUGGUGGGGACCGCAGCGGCUGAGCUCGGGUGGCCGCGGGGGCUCAGAGGUCAUGGCGAGCCCAGCGGUGAAGUACCUGAGCCAGGAGGAGGCCCAGGCCGUGGACGAGGAGCUAUUUAAGGAGUACCAGUUCAGCGUGGACCAACUUAUGGAGCUGGCUGGGCUGAGCUGUGCCACAGCCAUUGCCAAGGCAUAUCCUCCCACAUCCAUGUCCAGCAGCACCCCUACUGUUCUGGUCAUCUGUGGCCCAGGAAAUAACGGAGGAGACGGCCUGGUCUGUGCCCGACACCUCAAGCUCUUUGGCUACCAGCCAACUGUUUAUUACCCCAAGAGGCCCAACAAACCACUCUUUGCUGCAUUGGUGACUCAGUGCCAGAAAAUGGACAUCCCUUUCCUUGGUGAAAUGCCCUCAGAGCCCACAAUGAUUGAUGAGCUGUAUGAGCUGGUGGUGGAUGCCAUCUUUGGCUUCAGCUUCAAAGGUGAUGUUCGGGAGCCAUUCCGCAGCAUCCUGUCUGUCAUGAAUGGACUCAGUGUGCCCGUUGCCAGCAUUGACAUUCCUUCAGGAUGGGAUGUGGAGAAAGGAAACUCUGGAGGGAUCCAGCCAGACAUGCUCAUCUCCCUGACGGCACCCAAAAAAUCUGCAACCCAGUUUACUGGUCGCUACCAUUACCUGGGAGGCCGUUUUGUGCCACCUGCUCUGGAAAAGAAGUACCAGCUGAAUCUGCCAGUCUACCCUGACACUGAGUGUGUGUAUCGUUUGCAGUGAAGGUGGUGGGUGGGCAUUCUUCCCAAUAAAGACUUAGUGCUUCUCUCCCAGAAAACAGUGGAGUCCAGGAACUGUUAAUAAAGGUUAGUGGGUGGCAGGAGCCAGAGGACAACA
This is a messenger RNA of Otolemur garnettii (small-eared galago), 1032 nucleotides long. It is a transcript of the gene NAXE, whose product is annotated as NAD(P)HX epimerase. Lineage: Eukaryota; Metazoa; Chordata; Mammalia; Primates; Galagidae. Gene Ontology annotation, molecular function: NAD(P)HX epimerase activity. Gene Ontology annotation, cellular component: mitochondrion. The record is from RefSeq and is a predicted model, not a curated record. The transcript has 6 exons. The coding region runs from base 43 to 918 and encodes 291 amino acids.